GGGAUUGCACGGCAACGAGACGGUUUAGUGGGAUUAGAAACCUGUUAUUUUGUUUCUUAAACAUUUCCCGAACAGGGAUUCUGGGCUUGAAGAGCAAACGAUGAACGGAUCAGUAGCCAAAAAGACGCAGGAAACUCUGGGGAAAGUGAUAAAGAAACCUCCUCUGACUGAAAAACUGCUCAGCAAGCCGCCUUUUCGGUACCUGCACGAUAUUGUGAGCGAGGUGAUUCGCACCACCGGCUUCAUGAAGGGCCUUUACGGAGAAGCAGAGAUGAAGUCCGACAAUGUUAAGGAUAAAGACUCCAAGAUGGCGUUCCUUCAGAAGGCCAUAGAUGUUGUGAUGCUGGUGAGCGGAGAACCCGUGGCUGCUAAACCUGCACGCAUAGUGGCCGGGCACGAACCCGAGAAAACCAACGAGCUGCUCCAGACCAUCGCCAAGUGCUGCCUCAACAAGCUGUCCAGUGAUGAGGCUGUAAGGCAUGUCCUGGCUGGAGACAAAGUGGACCUAAAGGGGAAAGCCAGCACCUCCAGGUCGCAGGGCAAGGAGAACCGAAAAGAGAAGAUUAAAGAGAGCACUGAGCAGAAAGACCCAGACCAGCCCAAGGAGCAGGAGAGCAGCAGCAGGAGGAGGAGCGAGAAAGAGCGACACAGAGAUGGCGAGAGGACUGAGAAAGCCCGGGAGAGAGACAGGACAAAGGACAGAGAUCGGGAUAAAGACAAAAGCCGUGACAGGGAUAAAGAAAAGGAAAAAGAAAAAGUGCGAGAUCGGGACAGAGAUAAGGAGAAAGUCCAUGAUGGAGAUAGAGACAGGGAUAAAGAGAAGGAGAAGAACCGGGACAGAGACCGGGAUCGAACCAAGGACAGGGAGCGAGAUUCACAUAAAGACAGAGAACGAGUGCGGGAUAAAGACCGAGACCGUGAGCAGGACAAGCGAAGAGACCGAGAGAGGGAGGGCGAGCUUCAGAAGGAGAGUGAAGAAAAGAAAAAGGAGAAAACGGAGAAGAAGACCCGGGCUACAGACGAAGUGAACAAACAAAGACCACACCCAGAAGAGCUGAACAGAAAUCACAAAGCUGAACCCCUGCAGCUGGACAGUCCUGCCAGAAUACCAAGGCCCUCUUCUGCAAAGGGACAGAGACGCCGGCCGAAAUCUGGAGCUCCAGAUGAAUCAGACAGUGAUGGAGCGGGUGACAACGCGACAGCGGAUAAACCAGUUCAUUUUGAAAACGGAGAUGCAGCUCAUGCUUUGACACACCAUGCGUCCCACAGCAGCAGCAGGAGGAUAGCACGGCCCAGCAGUGCGAGACCAGCCCCGCCCCGAGUGAGGAGGCAGGAGAGCUACACUGACGCAGGCCCUGUGGAGAGACUGGGCAGUGCCAAGCCUUCCUCUGCGGUCAUCGUGGACAGCAAAAAGCUCUCAGAGGAUGAGGAAGAUGAAGACGGGCAGUUUGUGGUGCAGGAGGCAGGUUCGCUUCCCCCUGACAUGCCUGAGCUGGAGAUGGGACCAGCAGUUGAAUUACAAGGUGAUGAGGAACAUGGUGGGCUUGUGAAGAAAAUCCUGGAAACUAAGAAGGAUUAUGAAUCAUCGCCCUCCGCUCUGAAGUCAAAAGAGCAGGACCGGAUGCCGGUGAUGGAGGCGGCUCGUAAGAAGGAGCGCGAGUUAGUGGUCCGAGAGAUCGGGCGUCUGCGAACGUCUGUCCAGAGUGUGUGUCGCAGUGCUCUGCCGUUAGGCAAAAUCAUGGACUACAUCCAGGAAGAUAUGGACUCCAUGCAGAACGAGCUACAGAGCUGGAGACGCGAGAACAGAGAACAUGCAGAGGCCCUGCUGCAAGAACAGAGAAUCACCGACAGCGCUGUGAAGCCCCUGAUGACUGAACUGGCUGAACUGGAGCAGCUGAUCAUGGAAGAGCAGGACAAGAUCUGUGCCAUCAAGUCCAACAUCCUCCAGAACGAGGAAAAGAUUCGCAAGAUGGUGUCCAGCAUCAACAUCUCGCAAACGUGAACCAAGCAAGAAAAUAAAGCGAUCUGCACGCAGUACACACAGGAGAACGCUUUUACCCGCUCUCUCGCGGUGGGUGGGGGAGUGUUUAGCAGUUUGCAAGGGGUGUCGGAUGAAAACUAGAGGGAAAUGGUACAAAUCGGGUCGCCCUGUUCACAUCUACUUGACAGUUAAAGGUGCCUUCUGUUCAUACCUGAAUCUGUUCUGGGUGGGCGAGCGGGUGGGCGGGCGGGCGGCACUCCUGCACUGUGUUCAUCCCUUCUCAUAGAUUUGCACACAUGGUUUGAUUGAGAAAUAGACGUUUGGUCACAGUGAUAUUGAUGUGGUAUACAUUUUGUAACAGGGGGUGUCUCUCUCUUAUUUAUUUUUUUAUUAUACCUGCUUGUUUUUGGCGGAACAUAAGCAUCUUAUCCAGAUUUUUUUUUUUUUUAAAUUUAAUAUUUAUAACACCGAGAGAAAGCUUCCUGGUAAUAUCUAAGACUUUAUUGCUUUUCAGGUGUACUGUAUCUCACUAUCUCUCCAAAGCUUGUCUUAAGCAAUAGCAGCCUGUUUUCUGGACAGACCUUUGUUUUAGUUGUUUUAGUCCAAACCACACCAUUCUCAGCUUCCUCUUUUUUUUUUUUCUCAUUUUAACAUUUUCUUUCCCCCAGUGCUGUCUGGAAAACUAGCACAUAGUGUUAGCAGUUGAAAUUUAUGCAUGCCAAAAGCACCAGUCAAGCACCACUGCACUUUGAUCAGGAAAACUGUGACUGGAGACGUGUGUGUGUGUGUGUGUGUGAGAGCAGAAAGCUGUCGAGCUACAGUACAAAGACAUUGAAAAAGAAUCCUUCGUUCUGUUUUAAAGGUCACUUUUAUCCCUAACAUACAGAUUCUGCCUGUAGGUCGAUUAGAAAAAGGACACGUAGGGUUCAUGGCACAGUUUUAUCCAGUUAAACACAAACUUUUUUUCCAAAAAUGAAUCUUUUGUGGAAAAAAAAAAAAUAAGGUGGAAGCAGAGCAGAAAUAUUUUUAUAUGACUUUCAACUUCUUUUUAAUCAGUGCAUAAUAAAUAUGUCAGUAUUAUUGGCUAUUAUUAUCAUAAAUAUGAAUUAUGGCACUGUCGUGGAAAAAGGACAAAAAAAAAUCUAACGUCCGUUUAACAUUUAAAGAUGGAUUAUGAAGCAUUUCCUAAUUUCCUAUAAAAUGUACACUGUAAACUAUUUUUAUCACACCCAUAUUGUCUUUGCUGUAUAAUAUGUAUAUUUUGUUUGUAUCAUAGUUCACAAAUGACUAUAAAUUUUGUAGUGCAG
This is a messenger RNA of Neoarius graeffei (lesser salmon catfish), 3288 nucleotides long. RefSeq names its product TNF receptor-associated factor 3 interacting protein 1 (gene ift54). Gene Ontology annotation, molecular function: microtubule binding. Gene Ontology annotation, cellular component: intraciliary transport particle B; centrosome; ciliary basal body. Gene Ontology annotation, biological process: regulation of microtubule cytoskeleton organization; intraciliary transport; cilium assembly. NCBI's taxonomy places the organism in Eukaryota, Metazoa, Chordata, Actinopteri, Siluriformes, Ariidae. The transcript is spliced from 15 exons. Bases 101 to 2002 code for a protein of 633 amino acids. The record is from RefSeq and is a predicted model, not a curated record.